AUGGUUCUGGAGGUAGCAGAGGCUAAAUUGGCUCGAACUUCGGCUAAACGCGUAUUUAAUCGGAACGUCAAGAAAUUAGUUGACUCUAUUAACUCUAAAGAUACGGCUGCAUUAAUCGAGAGUAGAUUUAAAGAUUUGAAGCAGCUCUGGGAUGACGUCCAACGGAAGCACGAAGGGUAUAUAGAAUCGCUGGAAAAUUCGAAGACGACUUAUGAUGUUGAGCAAGAGGAUGGAUGGAUUGAUGAAAUGGAUAAAGUUUAUGAUGACGUGUUACGGCAAAAGUUGGCAUACUUUGAGACCGUAGAAGAGGAUCAAAGGGAAAUCGAACGGCAACAAGAACAAAUUUCUAAAGAGAAAGAAGAUCAAAUUCGUAAGAAAGAGGGCGAUAAAGCUAUUUUUCGAGCUGAACAAGCCCGCAAAGUUGAAGAAAUCGCAUUUAGACAAGAGGUGGAAAAUCUAGAAGAGGCAUUAGCUGCAGAGAUAGACAAACCCAAUCCGGCAGCAUCAAUGCUUGAAACGGCAAGAACUGAGCUAAAAAGACAACUUGAAGAGUGUAAAAGGGUCAAUGGUGAAUAUGUUCUGCUACUUGAUGCUGAGACAGCUGGUUAUGAGAUAGCUUGGUUCACGAGUCUCCAAAAGAUUUAUUCGCAAAUAUCUAAAAAAAUCGGCGACGUUAUUCAACGGAAAAGUGAUACUAAAGGUAAUGCAAUGAGAGGAAGCACAAUGAAACUAGAAAGAAUGAAAUUACCCCAAUUCAGUGGAAAUAUUCGAGACUACCCUCGUUUUCGAUCAGAUUUUGAAAAACAAAUCCUACCAGAGUUGGAAUCUGGAAAAGUUGCAUAUGUCCUCAAAUCAUGUCUCGAAGGUGAAGCAUUUGAUGCCAUCUACAACUUAGAUGAUGAU
This is a messenger RNA of Paramuricea clavata, 903 nucleotides long. The record is from the annotation of a GenBank genome assembly. NCBI's taxonomy places the organism in Eukaryota, Metazoa, Cnidaria, Anthozoa, Malacalcyonacea, Plexauridae.